This is a messenger RNA of Thyridium curvatum, 3456 nucleotides long. RefSeq lists its product as uncharacterized. Gene Ontology annotation, cellular component: cytosolic [4Fe-4S] assembly targeting complex. Gene Ontology annotation, biological process: iron-sulfur cluster assembly. Lineage: Eukaryota; Fungi; Ascomycota; Sordariomycetes; Thyridiales; Thyridiaceae. The transcript is spliced from 5 exons. The record is from RefSeq and is a predicted model, not a curated record. The coding region runs from base 1 to 3456 and encodes 1151 amino acids.
AUGGCGGACUUCAAGUCCUGGGCCACACAGUAUGUCGUCUCUGAUAGCGACUCAGAGAUGAGGGACCUCACAGUGAAGGCAGCGACUGCCAUUCAAGAUGCGCCUCGGAAGACGACAGCCGUCUUGCUCUGGGCGCAGUCCAUCAAUCAGUGGAUCGCAGGUGGGGCAGAUGAUGAAGGAGGCGACGACGAUGUGAUCGCACGCUCCAAAGCGCUGGAGUUCCUUUCGGGUACCCUAGAAGCCCUGGACCGGGAUGUUCUGCGGCUAGAGCAAGUGCAGACAUUAAUCUCAUUCUUUGGGUCCAUGUUUAAUGUCGACCACAAGGCUGGCAUUCUGGCCGCGUCCAAAGCCCUGAGGUGUCUGAGCACAGCCAAGGCUUUCAAGCCCAUUAUGAGCAUUGCCAUAUUCAACAGUCUAUGCAGUCUUGGCGAGGAUUUCUCAAAGCAAACAGCAGCCACUCGAUCCGAAAUAUAUGGCUUGCUGGAUCGUUUACUUGCCGAUGAUGCGGUACGGAGCGAACUCCAACGGGAGUACGGUGGCGAGAGCAGAUUCAUGAUCGACCUUCUCGAGCUAUGCCACCAAGAAAAGGACCCCAAGAACCUUCUUUCGUGGUUUGGCAUAUUGGCGCUGUUUCUAGAGACAUAUGAGCCAUCUGUCGACGUGGCACAGGAAGUGUUCAAGGCAUACUCCAACUACUUUCCCAUCUCCAUGCGGUCCUCCGCAACGACGACCGGAGUUACAGUGGAAGAUCUCAAGACAGCAGUGCGAAAAUGUUUUGCAGCAUCACACAGGGCCUCCGACUCAGCCUUCAAGUUCCUGCUCGAGAGGCUGGAUAGCGGCGAUGCAAUCACUGUUGCGGUCAAGGUUGACAUAUUGAAAACCAUCAAGGCUUGCAUUGACAGCUACCCGGAUCCGGUCAGGACCAUUGUCCCCUAUACCGAGAAGAUCUGGAGCUCGCUCAAGUAUGAGGUGCGCAAUGGCGAGAUCGAGGAGACCAUCAAGGGAACUCUCGAUGUCAUCCGGGGUAUAGCAAAAAAGCUGGAUGGAGUUUCUGGCGAGGCUAUUGGGGUCGAACCACUCAAAGCAUUUGUCCAACUCGUUUUGGGCGACUGUAUCGAAGACCUUUCUAACCCCAUCUACACCAAACAGGCGGGUAUUCUUCUGACAAAUGUCUUGGGUGCCAGCAUCAAGGCCUUCAACCUCUCGAUACAACAAGUGCUGGAAGCGAUCAAGCGCAAUAUCCGUCAACCAAAAUCACCCAAUCACCGCCGAGAUCUUGUUGCGCUGCUCAAUGUCGUGCUGCAGGAGCGAAGCGAGCUCGUAAAGGGACAGGGCGCCGAGUCGUCUCCUGAUGUGGAGGAAUUUCACGCUUACGAUCCCCUGGUUAAAGACCUGCUUAACGACGUCUAUUACCGGCUUUGGAAAGAAAAUUCGGCCCAGGGCCAGGAGAAGGGGUCGACGUCCAUCCUGAAAGAGGUUCUCAAAGGUCUCACUGCCAUGAUUGGCCAGCAUGGACCAUCCCGGACAGAGAUGAAGGCGUCUCUGUUGGAUGAAGAGUCAUGCAACAAGAUAUACAGCACGACGACAUCCCAACUUAUCCGGAGCCCCAGCAAGCUUCCUGAAGAGGCUAUGGUAUCAGAACUAGCUCCACAGGCCGUUCGCAGCCUACAGAAACAGACGCUGGUAUAUCCAGAAGGUUUUAGAUCACUGCUUGCUGCGGCAAGAGUAGCAAUGAAUGAUCCGUCAGUGCAGACGGCUGCUGGAAGCGAAGUCCGCGCUCAUGACUUGAAAUCUGCAUGGGCAGGCGCUUCAAAAGCAGAGUUGAUAUGGUUGAAGGAGCUGCUCUCUAGACUGGCAUAUAUUGGCUGCUCGGAGAUACCCACUGCGGCUCCCCCGAUCAGCCAGUUGCUGGACUUUGUAGGCUUGCUGUGGGAGCUGCUGCAAAUCUUCCUCGAUGCUGAUCUGGACCACUGUGCCAACAUUGUCCUGUCUGGCAUAUAUGGAGGGCUUCUUAAUUUCAGAGAGGCCUGCAUAAAGAAGGGCCUUGAGACGAAUGGUAGCUCCUUUGCUUCGAUCAGUCUACUGAUACACGCGAGCCUCCCACGCACUGCGGAGGAGUUCCAGAAAGGCUGGGCGAGCUUUUCUGGAGAUACCACUCAGAACGAGAGUUCGAUCUUCAGGGAUUAUCUCCUAUCCGGCCUCUACACCCUCUCUCUGCUAUAUCGCAAAGCAUCAGAAGCAAACAGGAUGAACGUUGGCCAGCUCGACACUUUCCUAUUGCAGCUGUCAAACAUGGCCACCUAUAUUAUCAGAGACCUGAGUCUCGAAGACCAGCUCGGAAUGCAGCUGCAGAGCCGCGCGCUAGAUCUUUUCUCAUUACAAGCACCAUCAUCUACAUUAUUUCGGCCACAGGAAAGCGGCAAUCUCGACGCAUUGACUAUGGGAGUCAUGCAAGGUCUAUGGCCUGCCGCGGCCACCAAAAUAUGGUGCCAAGACCUUGCUCCGGUCAAUGUUUUCGAUGAUGUCCAAGCAGGCGCGAGUGGGACUUCUGCCAACGAUCUAUCGCCCCGACAGCGCUUCGUCCGAGACUGCAUCGCCGUUACGGUUGCUAAUAAGUACCUGGUUGGAGCUGGAGCCAAAGAAGAGGACGAGCUGAAGUGGAAGAUGGCGAUCGAUUUUGUCAAGGACCAGCUAUCCGAGGACAAGAUUACAAAUCUGACGCCGGCUCAGUAUUCCAGGCUCCUGGCUUUCGCAGCAGGUGCCGUUGCCAGGAUGGACAGGGAGAUAAGGGCGGUGGUUCCUCUUCUUUCCAAGGCGCCAGCAAGGAAUGCCGCCUACAGCGAGGAGAUGGCCCGCUCAGUCGAGGUCCUCGUUUCGCCAAAAGAUUACCUGAACACCGACAACCACGCCAUCAUCAAACCCCUCCACAAACAGUGGCUGUACGCCUCCUUUGCCAAGCCCAUGAUCCCCCUCGCCUUCCCCUUCAAGCAGGACGGCGCCCAAAGCACCGCCUACACCAUCUCCAUCAUCUCCCUGCUCAAGCACAUCCCCUUCGCAGUCUACGAGGACGACGUCGACAGCCUGGCCCGGAUCCUCAUCGCCGCGCUGUCGGCGCUGGCGGGCAACUGGCGCGACGUCGAGGGCGCGCUGCUCGUGCUCAUCGACGUGCUGGACAACAAGGCCGACGCCCUGCGCGAGCACCUCAAGGCCGUCAUCGACGCCGUGAGGAAGAUCUUCGCCGAGGCCUCGGCGCCGGGCACGCCGCUGGCCGCGGCCGCAUGCAGGCGGCAGGCGCUGGUGCUGCUGUCGGGCCUGCCGCCGCGGUACGAGGUGCGGCACCUGCUGGCGUACGCGCCGAUGAUGCAGCGGAUGCUGGCGAUGGCGUGCGGCGACCGCGUCCGGGAGGUCAGGGCGGCGGCGCAGGUGGCGCGGGAGGCGUGGCAGAAGAUUGAUUAG